CGAUUGUUAUAUCUGAUAUUGAGAUUAAACAUUUUAAGGAUGUUCAUUAUUCCUAAUUCUAUAAUGUUAUAAAAUAUACGUCAUCAAUUAUGAGAACAGGCGUAAUUCUUAACCAAUUUCCAUGAACAAGGCCUCAUUUUAAUGACGAAGGUUUAAUCUACGACAUACUUUCGAAUUUUUGAAAAAGCUUCAUUUUUUUUUUUUUUUUUAAAUCGUGUUAAAGAAUGGUAUUUUUCAAGAAUAGUUUAUAAACAAGUAAAAGGCUUUUUGUAAUGAUCAAAAACAAUCGCAUAAACGUAUCAUUAGUUCCUUACAAGUAUAUUCAAUGGUUUUCUUUUUUAAUAUUAGAUUUCAAAUAUAUCAGGUGACGCUACAAUCGGAAUACUCUAUGAAACUAAACAACGCGUCAACAAAGCGUAUAACCUAACAAAAGUAAAGAACACGUGUUUAAGUUAAUUUCUUUAAAACAAUAGUGUAAUAUUUAUAUGUGAAUAUAAACAAGUUGUGCAUUUGUAACAAACGAAUAUAAUAUUAAUAUAAAGCACAUUUUAUAUUUAGUUAGUAUAAACAUAGUGAAAAUGAAACGAUUAUUAGAAGGCGUUAUAGAUGAGGUUAUUAUACAACCUAAAAAAGUGAAACCUAUAAUCGUUAAUUUUCAAAACGGCGAGCUAAAAGAUGAAGCAGCGGAGACCAUGUCUUGUGGUCUUUUCUAUGAUAAAAAAAGAGAAAAAAAAUUACUGGCUGUGUCCAAUGGACAAAUUGUAUAUAAAGGUUACACGCCAGAUAAUAAACAGCAGUUUAUGCAAACAAUGCUUGUACUUCAUAAUAAAAGGACUGGGAAGAUUAGAUUGGUACAAGCAGAAAGGUGGUCUGUAAGUCCUGUUCUUGAUAAACAAGUCAUAGAUAACAAUAAAAAUACAGAUGCUGAGAGAAUUGCUUUAUUGAAUAAACAGUUUGGUUCAAAAAAAGUAAAGAGAAAAACAGAGCAAUUUGAAAGAAUGAAGAUUAAUGUCAAUGCUGUUAAAGAUGAUCUUGAAAAAACUGUUUCAAAUAUAGAAAUAAAUAAAGAAGAUCUAGAGACACAAAUAGCAGAUAAUGAUAGUAUAACAAACAUACAUUUACCUCAUUGUAACAGAGAUGCUACUAAUGUAAAAGACGUUUAUAAUAUAAAUGAUAUCAUACCAGAAAAUAAAUUAGAAACUCUCUACGAAACAGCUAAAGAAACUAUAAAUUGUGUUCCUGAAGGCAAAUCAAAAUUUUUCACGCAUGCCUUAAGAUUUUUGAAGUCUGACCCAGAUAAUAUAAGGAAAGUAGCUCUUCUAUUGUACAUUGAAACAGUUUCCAAAUGGUUAAAUAUCCCCAUAAAGGAUGCAAAAAAACGUGGAAUUAAUAUUUGCCCUUAUUCGGAAGAAGUUAAUUCACACAUUAUUGAAACUUAUAGCAUACAAAGUUAUAGUGGAAGGUUGAGACCUGCUAGUAUGAAAGAUAAAGCUAUCAUACAUUGUAUAAUUUUAGGCUUGAUUAUUUCUGACUUUAUAAUAGAUCUAGAAUUACUUGCAACUAUAUUAAAUAGUCGAAUAGGAAUUAGAAAAUUAAUAGAUCUUGCCAAAAUAAUUGCAGCUGUGCCUAACAAAAAUGACAAGAAAACAUUCACUUUAAAGCUUCCUUUACCGGAACAAGUUACUAUGGUUAAAAAAGGAAAAAAGAAACGAUCUUAAAUAAUAUUAUUAAAAAUGAAAAAUAGAAUAACAAAUUGUAAUAUAACAUAUAUUUUAUUUUUAAAAAUUAUUAUAUGCCACAAAAGUAUAUAUCAUAACAUUACAAAGAAUAACCAAAUUUUGUUAUCCAUUUUAAUCCAUCGACAGUAUUUGUUUUUGGUACAUAUUCUAAACCAAUGUAUCCUUGAUAACCUUUAUUUUCCAAUAAUGAGAGAACAUAUUUGUAAUCUAUCUCACCUGCUGUAUCUGGCUCAUGUCUGUGUGGUACUUGAGCUAUUUGAAUAUGCCCUAAAAUGGUUUAAGAUAAUGAAAGUAUAACUUUAUUGUUAUACGUAAAUAAAAUAUUUGAUAAAUUUAUUAAUACAUACCAAUAAAAGGAAGCAACUCUUCGAUAUUAUGCGUAAGAUUGCCACAACAAUGUUGCAUGUGAAAAAUAUCAAGUUGCAAUUUUAAAUGAGGACUGUUAAUUUUUUUAACGAUGUUCAAGCCUUUGACAAACAUGGAAGGAAAUUAUUAUAUAUCUACAUAAAAUUAUAAUAUAUAUAUAUAUAUAUUAUAAUUUUAUAUAUUUUUGUUAUCAAUUAAAAUUUUACCUUUUGAAAAAUUGUUCAUAUAAUAAUUUGGUACAGUAAUGCUAUUAAUCGGCUCAAUAACACCUAUUAAUCCUUCUUCUUUAAAUUUCUCUACAGCAUACAACAAAUUUUUUUCAUAAACUUUAUCAUUGUCUACAGUUGGAUUAUUUACUUUUCCGGACAUAACAUGUAUCCUAUAGACGAGUAGUCAAUCAACUAUUUUAAUAACAAAAUAUGUAAAUAUUGCAAUAAAUUAUCAAAAAGUUAUAAUCAUU
This is a messenger RNA of Vespa velutina, 2565 nucleotides long. RefSeq lists its product as uncharacterized. Lineage: Eukaryota; Metazoa; Arthropoda; Insecta; Hymenoptera; Vespidae. The record is from RefSeq and is a predicted model, not a curated record. Gene Ontology annotation, molecular function: DNA binding. Gene Ontology annotation, biological process: RNA polymerase I preinitiation complex assembly; transcription elongation by RNA polymerase I; nucleolar large rRNA transcription by RNA polymerase I. Gene Ontology annotation, cellular component: RNA polymerase I complex. The transcript is spliced from 6 exons. Bases 579 to 1718 code for a protein of 379 amino acids.